Molecule: messenger RNA, 780 nt
Organism: Hemisphaericaspora subhashii
Lineage: Eukaryota; Fungi; Ascomycota; Pichiomycetes; Serinales; Debaryomycetaceae
Gene: IST1
Product: Ist1p
Exons: 1
Coding region: 1-780 (259 amino acids)
Biological process (GO): protein transport
Source: RefSeq, a predicted model, not a curated record
AUGGCACAUACUACACCUCCUCCCCAGUUUAAUCCAAUUAGAUUAAAAACUGCCUUAAAAAUGGCCAUUAGUAAAUUAAAAUUCAUUCAAGAAAAGAAACAAGCAUUAACAAAACAACAACGACGUCAAUUAGCUGAUUUAUUACAACAAGGUAAAGAACUGAGUGCAUUAAUUAGAGUAGAGAAUAUAAUUAGAGAUGAUAUUUAUAUUGAAUUAUUAGAAUUUUUAGAAUUAUAUUGUGAAUUAUUAUUAGCUAGAAUAUCAAUCUUAUUAAAUCCUCUUAAUAUUAAAUGUGAUGAAAAUUUAAGAGAAGCAGUUGAAUCAAUAAUUUAUAGUGCAAAUCAUACUGAAUUAAAAGAAUUAACAACUAUAAAAGAUCUUUUUAUUUAUAAAUUUGGUCAAGAAUUUGCUAAAAAUGCUUUAGAGAAUAAAGAUGGCAAAAUCCCAGAAAGAAUUAUUAAACGGUGUUCAAUUGAUCCUCCCCUGGAAACUUUAGUUCAACUUUAUUUAUGUGAAAUUGCAAGAACUUAUGAUGCACCAUUUUCAGGAUUAAAAGAUUAUUCCAUUAGUGAAGAAGAAGAACAACCAGUAGAAGGUAAAGAUGAAGAUGAUGACGAAGAUGGAGGUAGUGGAGGUAUUAAAGAGCCAAGACCCUUGGAACCGCCAAUUGCAGCCGAGGAAACAAAGCCACAACAACCAAAGAAAUCUGAAGUUAAAAAACAGCAAGAUGAAUUUGACGCUUUAAAGGCAAGAUUUGCAGCAUUAAAAGGAGGUCCGUAG